CGGACGAUGACGACAAAUAAUAGUUCACCAGCCCGUCGUCCGCGAUCUGCUGCUGUUCACCAACCUCCUCCACAAUGCGCUUCCAUCGAUCGGCCCUACUCGCUUUCGAGCACUACAUGGCCAGCAUCACCGCGGUCUCAAUCGUAUCGGUCUCCGCCAUUUGUCUCUACGGCCUCCUCGUGGCAUGGCUCUAUCAGGUCGAGAACGGACCCGCCUUGCCUGCUUCUGAAUCACAUUCCAGCGCUCUAGUCAAUGCUGCAUGGAAAGAUCUGGCGCAGAUCUCGACUCGGCCUCACUCCUUCAACUCUCGCCAGCACGAAUUGACUCGCCAGUAUCUGCUCGACCGGAUACAGACGGUGUCGACCAAGUCUGCAAACUCGGAGCACAUCGACGUCAUCUCGGACGAGUCUGGCUUUGUUAUCACAUACGACAGCAACGUCGGCUACUGGGAAGGAGAAAACGUAUAUGUCGUUAUCCACGGUACCUCUGGGACUCCUGGAGUCUUGGUCUCUGCACAUUACGACUCGGUAGCGACUGCCUACGGCACGACCGACGAUGGCAUCGGCGUCGUCACAUUGCUGCAGCUACUCGAGUAUUUCUCUGGACACCGCCCAUUUCACAACGUGGUACUGAACUUCAAUACCGGCGAGGAGAUAAAUCUCUUUGGUGCUCACCAGUUCAUCAAGCAUCCCGUCUCAAAAUACGUCAGUUCAUUCAUCAAUCUCGAAGGUGCUGGCGCGGGUGGUCGUACCGCUCUGUUCCGCAGCUCAAGCUACGAAGCCUUGAAAGCAUUUUCAGGCUCAGGUCCUGCUUUCGGAAGUGUGAUCAUGCAGGACAUUUUUAAGACCGGUGUGGUUCACAGCGAAACAGACUUUGAGCCAUACUCCGAGGCAGGUCUUCAUGGCCUUGACAUGGCUUUUUACAAGCCGCGAUCCCGCUAUCAUACCGCGCUGGACAAUCUGAAGAGCACCGAUAAGAGCUCCGUGAAAUUCAUGAUUGACAACGCGCUUCGACUUACGAAUUUCCUGGCCGGAGAGCGUUAUGUGGCAGCUGAAGACAAUGCCGAUGAACUGGGCGUAUUUUUCGACAUCUACGGACACAAACCGCUGGCUUUCUCUAUGACCGGGUUUGCGAGAUUCUCGCUAUUCUUUGCUAUUCUGGGUCCGACUUUGAUUGGCUAUAUAGUGUACUAUGUCAUGUUCAAGCAUCCGGUCGUAAGAGUCACCGCGUAUGGCUGGGUUCGAAUGCCAGUGACAUUCUUCUUCCUUGUUGUGGUCAAUAUAACCGUCGUGAAGAUGUUUACCGGCCACAAUCCUGCCAUCAUCUACUCUUCUGACCUGCCAAUUAUUGCGAUCGGUUACUUCUCUCUGAUUACGUCGUUUGUUACACUAUUCAUAGCCCAAGCAGCUCACCCUACGACCUCGCAGCUACCCAGCAUCCUCGAGCUUCUGAUGGUUCACUGGCUUCUAUCUGUCUUCUCAAUCUAUUCACAUUAUACGCUGCAAUUAGGCGGAGGGUAUAUGUUUACGUUUCAGUACCUCGGCACACUCUCGGCCACUGUCGUCUCUUUCUUCCCAUACAUCGCCCGGGCAAACCGUCUUGCAAAGAGUCUAGCCGAGCGAAAAGACACGGCUCACGGUACAGACAGGUCACCGAACGAGGAUCUACUUCCAGGAAAUACGCUUCCAAACGAGGAUGCAGAAGAUGAGGGAGACGCCUUACUGGUCACCCCCGAUAACGACAAUCGUUCAUACGAGCCAUUAGUGCUUGAUGAUGGGUAUCAGGCUCUUUUGGAGUUUUUGGAGUUUUUUUUCUUGGCGUUUCUUCCAAGCGGUUUCUUUAUUUCUAUGGCCUUCUCUUUCGUCAACAUGUCGAGAUACGGAAUUGCAGAAGGCUCUCCUAUAGUGAUGCCCUAUGCCUUAUUCUCUUUUCUCACGAUAGUGUCUGUGACUUCCUUGACACCAUUUAUAUCCCGCUUCGCUCGCUUGCGCGGUCUCAUCUCGGUCCCUAUAUGCAGCCUGGCCUUCAUCGUCGGUCUCGUUCUUCUCGCCGCGUGUCUGAGAUCGUUCCCAUUCAACGAAAUCUCACCUCUGAAAGUUUUUGUGGAGCAGGAGAUUGACUAUACGGUUGAAAACUCGGGACAUUGGUCUGAUGGUGGGAGAGUUAACGUUGUUGGACUUUCACAAUACGUUCCCCGCAUCAUCUCUCAUAUUCCCUCUGUGAGACCGUCCGAUAUAAAGUGCGCUCCGGUGGGAAGAGAAGGCACUCUAAGCCAAUGCUCCUACACAGGUCUCUCGCCCUCGCCAUACAUCAACCCCUUGGACCCGUCCCAAUGGCUCACGAUCUCCGCAACAAUCGACCAUACAUCCGUAGCCGAGUCUGCAUUUUUCCUCACCCUAUCUCUCGUCAACUCCCGUGGUGGCGCGCUGAGAAUCCCCGAUCGCGUGUACGAGUUGCUGAGUUCUCCGUUUUCGCCGCCGGCCGAGAUCUCGAUCGAGUUCCUUUCGACUCCCGGAAUACCGGGUGGAUUCGGUUCAUCCGCAGGCGAUCUACCGGUGAUCACCACGAACGCCAGCCAAGUCGAGUUCUGGACGCGAUGUAAUUUCGAGUCUGGCGACUGCGACGGGACUGUCCCGUUCCACCUAAGGCUCUCGUCCACGACCGAAAAGCCACUGACAGAAGACAUAGUCGGUAUGAUCUCUGUAGCCGCGUACUUUGACGAAUGGGCGCCAGAAGGCAUGACGAUUGGCGAAGAGCUUGGGUUGGAUGCGAACCGCACGCUCGUGGGACGGAUACCUGCGAUCGAUGAGUUUUACCGGUAUAUGCCGGGAUGGGCGACGUUUCAGAAAAGAGCAAAUGGAUUGGUCAGAGUUGUGAAGAGUGUGGAGUAUGUUGAUGACGAGGACUGAGUAUUGUCCUAAAUUAUGUGAUUCUGGGUAACUUGUGAUUUGUUGGUUUGAUUCCAAAAAAGGUGUACAAUUUAUAUUAUGAAAGUAGCCAGUUGAGACAACAUAGGAUAAGAGAAGU
Messenger RNA from Myxozyma melibiosi, 3027 nucleotides. RefSeq lists its product as uncharacterized. Bases 75 to 2909 code for a protein of 944 amino acids. The record is from RefSeq and is a predicted model, not a curated record. NCBI's taxonomy places the organism in Eukaryota, Fungi, Ascomycota, Lipomycetes, Lipomycetales, Lipomycetaceae. The transcript is spliced from 3 exons. Gene Ontology annotation, molecular function: metalloexopeptidase activity. Gene Ontology annotation, biological process: proteolysis.